Messenger RNA from Acanthopagrus latus (yellowfin seabream), 2908 nucleotides. It is a transcript of the gene nkx6-2, whose product is annotated as NK6 homeobox 2. Gene Ontology annotation, molecular function: RNA polymerase II cis-regulatory region sequence-specific DNA binding; DNA-binding transcription factor activity, RNA polymerase II-specific. NCBI's taxonomy places the organism in Eukaryota, Metazoa, Chordata, Actinopteri, Spariformes, Sparidae. Gene Ontology annotation, cellular component: nucleus. The coding region runs from base 435 to 1289 and encodes 284 amino acids. The transcript has 3 exons. Gene Ontology annotation, biological process: regulation of transcription by RNA polymerase II; cell differentiation. The record is from RefSeq and is a predicted model, not a curated record.
UCGCUUCCCUCUGAGCCUAGAGCGAGUCAAUUUAUGGAAAGACGAGUCGAGCCCUUAAUGGUUCCCAUCAAAACCACUAAAAACAUCAUCACACGCUCCGACUUCCGCGAGGAUUCCUGUGGCGGACGCAUGCAGCCUUCUCCCAGCUGACACCCCGCGACCAAAACAAACGCGCCGAGAGACAUUUGGAGGAGUUUUGACCGAAGCGUUUUCACUUCCCCCAGAGAGAAGAGAAGUUCGCUUUUUGCACAAGUUUCUCCAACAUUAUCCAGUCUGCCUUCCUCCUCGUCAAGGAUACUUUUUGGAGAAAGGUGGCAGAAGUGGCCUGGCUCCUGACUGUCACCAGCCCCGCUCUGCGCCUUUUAUUCCCUCUUUAGUUGAUUUCUUGCCUCACCAUUUUUUACCAGAGCGAGUUUGGCGUUUCAUGCUCACCAAUGUUAGCGGUCGGGCAGAUGGAGGCUAACCGGCAGAGUGCUUUCGUCCUGGGCAGCACCCCGCUGGCGGCGUUGCACAACAUGACCGAGAUGAAGACGUCCCUGUUCCCGUACGCGCUGCAGCAGAGCCCGGCGGGCUUCAAGGCGCCGUCGCUCGCCAACCUCAACUCCCAGAUCUCCAUGGGCACCCCGCACGGAAUAAGCGACAUCCUGGGGAGACCCAUCACCACGGCCGGACAGCUGCUCUCCGGGUUCCCCAGGAUAAACAGCCUGACUACAACCGCAGCCGCCGCCGCAGCAGCGGGGAUGUACUUCAGCCCGACGGUGUCGCGGUACCCGAAGCCCCUGGCCGAGCUGCCGGGGAGGGCGCCCAUCUUCUGGCCCGGGGUGAUGCAGGGUUCUCCCUGGAGAGACCCGCGGGUCCCCUGUCCUUCUCAGACUAACAUGAUGAUGGACAAGGACGGCAAGAAGAAACACUCCAGACCGACUUUUUCAGGACAGCAGAUUUUUGCACUGGAGAAAACUUUCGAGCAGACGAAAUACCUGGCCGGCCCGGAGAGAGCCCGCCUGGCCUACUCUUUAGGGAUGACCGAGAGUCAAGUCAAGGUCUGGUUUCAGAACAGAAGAACCAAAUGGCGGAAGAGACACGCCGCGGAGAUGGCCACGGCCAAGAAGAAGCACGACUCGGAGACGGAGAAGAUGAAGGAGAGCUCGGACAACGAGGACGACGACGAGUACAACAAACCACUGGACCCGAACUCAGACGACGAGAAAAUCACGAGACUGUUGAAAAAGCACAAGGCCACCAACCUGGCGCUGAUCAGCCCCUGCAGUAACAGCUCGGACACCUUGUGAUGCCCACCGCUCUGGGGAGGGGGGCGUCCAACAGAGACCUGUCGCACUCUUUCUGACCCCCUUUUUUCACCUGACACGACGAAACAUGCGCCUGCUUGAAGGGGGUGUUUUUUUGCUCAGACAGAGCAAAGAAAAAAUGUGGAACAACCGAGUGUGUGUUUGUGCGUUUGUGUGUAUGUGUGUGUGUUUGUGUGCGCGCGCCAAGACGCACAGGAAGACGCGCUCACCAAAAACGUGGCCAAGAGACGCAUUUGGCUGCAUUCAGACAUUACAGACUCUGUGCACACGGAGAUAUAAACUCCCGUCAGAGCUGGACUUGAAGAACACUCGACGAUGAAGAGUUCACGUCACAGCUUGAAGGACAAAAAUAUUUGGGACAGGAAGUUGUUUUGGCGACGCAAAUCACUUCUCACGCAUACAACUGGAGUUUUAACAACAGGUGUAAAUGUAAAGCUAUAAUAUACACACAGUCCGGAUCAGUGUUGGCUCAUCAGUGUGACUCUUUUUCCCACAUGUAACGCUGCCUUACUUUACUACUCACGAGGGGGGUAUUUUGCGUUGCACCUUUACGCAAAAAUUAACAGCCUGUGUCACCUUUAAAAGUCAAGAAGGCGAUUCAUUUUCACGCUGCUGAAUGGUCUUAUUAAUUGGUGAUAUCAUUUCUCAGCCCCCAUAAUGAUUUAAUCUGCAGAAAAUAAUCACGCUAUAGUCAGUCGUCUUUCAUUCUUAAGUAAAGGAAGUGUACACCAUUUAUUUUUAAAUUCUGCUUUAACCUCAUUUGUUGGUUUUAACAAAAUCAAAUACGUUUUUUUAAUAAUUAUUAUAAUUUUUUUUUUUAAAUAGAGCUGUUUCUCUAUCAGCAGCGAACACUGAUCCGGAUCCCAGACGCAUGUUUUUAAAAUGGCAGGUGUAAACGGGGCCUGUGAUGCUUCUAAAGCUCAGUUUAACCAGGGUAUCCACUGUCCUAAAAGGCGAGAGAAUUAAAAUGUUGUGUGUGGGGGCUGCAGGUUCGAGAUGAACGAAUGAUUCGUGCUGUAGCCUAAAGAUGAAGAUGUACGUCAGAUUGUAUAUAUUUUUUACUGAAUAAGUUAUGUUUGUUUCAGACGUGGCAGCCUUCCUUCCCUUCCGCAGCCCGGACGCGCUUAUUAUCCCUCUCAGACAAAACCUGCUGCUUCGUUUUCAUUCCCGCAGAGUUCAUUUCGCUCUCCCCCUUUUUUUUUUCUUUUCCCCUUCCACGUUUUUACCAUUCUCAAUCCACCAUCGGCACACAAAUGUAUAGAGACAAAAAAGAAUUGCUGUAAAUAAUCACUGUAAAGACAACCGCUUGUUUUAACCGACACCACAGUACACCCACCCACCCACACACACUCCUGUUUUUAGUUUUCAAAAGAAAGUUUUUAUGUUUUUACCUCAUCGUCACACAGCGGAACAGAAAAACUGGACCAUCGUUUUUGUUGGGAUUAAAGAGAGUAUUAUUGCUUCUGGGAAGGUCAUAGGAAGAAAAAAAAACACUUUGUAUUAUGAAUAAAUUAUUUAACAAGCAUUUUUGUUUUAUUAUGAGUUUUGUUUGAAUGUAUGGGCUUAAUAUAAAUUAAAGAUAAAUUCAUGACUAUCAGUAA